UAAAAGUAUUUUAGCCUUUGACUUUAGUAAUUCAUGCGUAAUAAUGAAACCCUUUUCCAUUCAGGAUGGUGGGUCUGUUUUCUCAUGGCUUCUUGGCUGGCUGUGCUGUGUGGAAUAUUAUUGUGAUAUAUGUUCUAGCAGGACAUCAGCUUUCUAACCUCCCCAACCUUCUGCAACAAUACAAGACGUUAGCAUAUCCAUUCCAGAGUCUUCUCUACUUGCUUUUGGCUCUAAGUACAGUUUCAGCUUUUGACAGGAUUGACUUUGCCAAAACAUCAGUAGCAAUCCGAAAUUUUCUUGCCCUGGAUCCAACAGCUUUUGCAUCUUUCUUGUACUUCGCUGCUCUUAUACUGUCUCUGAGUCAGCAAAUGACAAGUGACAGAAUCCACCUUUACACACCUUCUUCUGUUAAUGGCAGCCUCUGGUAAGAUUCAAAUGGCAUUCGCAAUU
Myotis brandtii (Brandt's bat) is the source of this 450-nucleotide messenger RNA. Its product is annotated as transmembrane protein 237. The coding region runs from base 66 to 428 and encodes 120 amino acids. The record is from RefSeq and is a predicted model, not a curated record. Gene Ontology annotation, cellular component: ciliary transition zone. The transcript has 3 exons. Gene Ontology annotation, biological process: cilium assembly. Lineage: Eukaryota; Metazoa; Chordata; Mammalia; Chiroptera; Vespertilionidae.